AUGGCUUGGAUCACUCUCGGCACCUGCGCCAUGCUGCCGCCACACCACCACGCACGCGCUUUCAACUACGUAGUGUCGGUGGUGGGAAGCACCGAGACAUACAUGACGCUGGAGAACGGCGCUCGCGUCUUCAGGACGAACUCAGAAGACGCCGGCACACAAAAAGUUGCCAAUGGACUGUUCGACUUCCUUCCAAGUGCUGUUGCCGCAGCGUUCGGCGAUAACCCCCUUUCUGCCCAGUCUGCGGAACUUCGCCGCGAUAUCCCCGCAGUUGGAACUGGUGCCUCGCUUGGCAAUGCGGAAUGCCUUCAGCGCUGCGAAGUCAGCGGUUACAAGAAGAUUGAUCCGUCGUUGGAAAAGCUUGAGGGGCGGCCUGUCAAAGUCUCCGAAAGCUCGCAGUACAAACACUUCUGGGGUAUCGUUUUUGGAGGUUAG
This is a messenger RNA of Colletotrichum navitas, 435 nucleotides long. RefSeq lists its product as uncharacterized. The coding region runs from base 1 to 435 and encodes 144 amino acids. The transcript has 3 exons. NCBI's taxonomy places the organism in Eukaryota, Fungi, Ascomycota, Sordariomycetes, Glomerellales, Glomerellaceae. The record is from RefSeq and is a predicted model, not a curated record.